Molecule: messenger RNA, 745 nt
Organism: Camellia sinensis
Lineage: Eukaryota; Viridiplantae; Streptophyta; Magnoliopsida; Ericales; Theaceae
Product: splicing factor U2af large subunit A-like
Molecular function (GO): RNA binding
Source: RefSeq, a predicted model, not a curated record
CUUGAUUUGUAGUAUGAUUGGUGGAGUUGAGGGGCCUGAUCGUAUCUUUGUUGGUGACUUGCCAUACUACUUUACUGAAUCACAGAUACGGGAAUUGCUUGAAUCCUUUGGACCUUUGCGUGGGUUUGACCUCGUUAAGGAUAGAGAGACGGGAAACUCCAAAGGAUAUGGUUUUUGCAUCUAUGAGGAUCCAGCAGCAACGGACGUUGCUUGUGCUACUCUUAAUGGCUUGAAAAUGGGGGAUAAGACCAUAACUGUUCGGCGUGCUUCCACCAGCAAUGAGCUGGUUAACACAGAACACGAUAGUAUAUUAGCUCAGGCACAACAACACAUAGCUUUUCAGAAAAUGGCCUUGCAAGCUGGUGGUGUGAGUCUUCCUGGAAUAGGUGUAGGACCCAUAGCAUCCACAGAGACUCCAACCAAAGUUCUAUGCUUGACUGAGGUAAUUAAUGUUGAUGAACUGAUGGAUGAUGGCGAGUACGAGGAAAUAGUAGAAGACAUUAGGGAAGAAGGGGGGAAGUUUGGAGUCUUGACGGAUGUCAUUAUUCCCCGCCCAGCUCCUAAUGGGGAGCAGGUUCCAGGUGUUGGAAAGGUGUUCUUGGAGUAUUCUGAUGCUGCUGCUUGUGCCAAUGCAAAGGAUGCACUUAGUGGCCGGAAAUUCGGGGGCAAUGCUGUGACUGCUGUGUAUUAUGCCGGAGACAAAUAUUACAAUGGGGACUACAGCGCUUAAGUCACAGCAAGUGCU